ACCUAAUUCUAAUAAUGUUGUCAAUUUAUGUCGAUAUGUACACUGCGUGAGUUAACCUUACUUUUAGUAAUGGUGAAAUAACAUUUACGAAAAUGGGAAAGAAAACAAAAGUUGGAAAGCAAAGGAAAGAUAAAUAUUAUCAGCUUGCGAAGGAAACUGGGUUUCGAUCGCGUGCGGCAUUCAAAUUAAUCCAGUUGAAUCGAAAGUUUGGUUUCCUUCAAAAAUCACGAAUAUGCAUAGACUUGUGUGCAGCUCCCGGUGGGUGGAUGCAGGUGGCUCACCAAAACAUGCCUCUAUCAAGCAUUGUCAUAGGUAUAGACUUGUUUCCAAUUAAGCCUAUUCCAGGCUGCAUAAGCAUUACAGAAGACAUAACAACUGAAAAAUGUAAAACAGCUAUAAAAAAGGAAAUCAAAACUUGGAAAGCAGAUGUAGUAUUAAAUGAUGGUGCUCCCAAUGUUGGUUUAAAUUGGAUUCAUGAUGCAUACCAGCAGGCUUGUCUUACUCUAAGCGCACUUAAGUUAGCCACAAAUUUCUUGCGACAGGGUGGAUGGUUUGUCACAAAAGUAUUUAGGUCAAAAGAUUAUCAUGCUCUUUUGUGGGUAUUGAAACAAUUUUUUAAAAAAGUACAUGCAACAAAACCUCAAGCUUCUCGUAAUGAGUCUUCAGAAAUAUUCGUGGUUUGUCAAGGGUAUAUAGCUCCCGAUAGCAUUGAUCCUAAAUUGCUAGAUGCUAAAUAUGUGUUUGAAGACUUAGAAAUAGUAAAAAAAACACACAACAAUAUCUUGCACCCUGAAAAACAAAAAAAAGCAAAAGCAGAGGGUUAUAAAGAAAAUGAUUAUACAACACAUCAUAAAGUUAUGCUGUCAGAAUUUUUGGCUAAAGAAGAUCCAAUUGACUUACUCCAAGAAUGUUCAGAGAUUGUCAUUGAUGAUGAAGAUGUUCAUAAUCAUCCCAAAACUACAAAAGAGAUAAAGGAGUGCUGCAAAGACAUAAAAGUAUUGGGAAGAAAAGAUGUAAAAGCAAUAUUGAAUUGGUUGAAGCAUAUUAAAGAAUCUAAAAAAAGUAAAGAACCUACUGAGGAAAAGGCAGAUGUUGAUGAUAAGGAGGAAGACAAAGAUGAGGCUGAUAAAGAGGAAGAAACUAUUGAUGAUGAAGUAGCUGAGUUACAGGAUGAAGAAAAGCGGCAAUUGAAAAGAAAACGAAAGCAAUUAAAUAAGCAAAGACAGAAAUUGGCUGAAAAGAUGAAUCUAAAAAUGGUACUGAAAGGUGAUGAUGGUCCAAUAUUGGAGAGCAAUGAUAUGUUCAGGUUAUCUGAUAUAAAGGAUGUUAAGCAAUUAAAUAUGGUUAUUGAUCAAGCUCCAGACAUUGUGGCAGAGGCUAGUGAUUCUGAUGAUGAAGGGAAAGUAAAACAAAAAUACAUGAAGUAUGAUGUGGAGGACACUAGGCUUGACUCAUCAGGACUCUUCUAUAAAGACUCUGACAGUGAACUUGAAAUGGAGAGUGACUCAGACAAUGAAGAUAAGCAAUCUUUAGGUUUUUCAGAUUCCGAUAAUGAAUCUAAGGAUAUUGACAAACUUACAAAGCUCAACACAUUACGGAAUAGUAAAUUAAAAGCGACACCAGCUAAAGCCAAGAAGAACCCUUUACUCACAGACUUAGAUGACACUGAUCCUGUAUCAAGAAGGUCUAUGAAGGCUGAACUGUGGUUUCAGAAAGACAGUUUUAAAGAUAUUGAUAAUGAAGAAGACGAGGGAGUAGAUUUGGAUAAAUUAGCAGCAACACAUAAGAAAAAAGGUAAAAAAGUGGCAGAUAGCAAUAUAUCUGACAUGGGGAGCCAAAAGCGUAUGAAAAGAAAGCACAGUGAAUCGGAAAGUUCCAGUGAUGAAGACAGUGAUUAUGAUGUUGAAGAGAAUGUCGCGCCUACUGUCGAAAAUGCUGGAAAUAAAAGCGGCAAAGGAAAAGAUGGAUUUGAAGUUGUUUCUCAGGACCCAGAGUUAAAAAGGUUAAAGAAAUCUAUGAAAAUGGACGCAGAGACACUUGCGUUGGGCACCAUGAUAGCCACGUCUAAAAAGUUCAAACGCGACCUCGUUGACGACGGCUGGAACCGAUAUGCCUUCAACGACAAGAAUCUUCCAGACUGGUUUGUUGAAGAUGAAAAGAAACACAUGAAGAAGGAAGUUGUUGUUCCAGAGAAAUUUACGGAAGAAUACAAGAACAGGUUGCAAGAUAUUAACGCGCGGCCAAUAAAGAAAGUCGUAGAAGCUAAAGCGAGAAAGAAGAAGCGUAUGAUCAAGAAAAUGGAACGUGCGAAGAAGAAGGUUGAGGCCGUUAUGGAUAAUGCCGAUAUGUCAGAGCGAGAGAAAUCACAACAAGUGAGACAGCUAUAUAAGAAAGCGCAAACGGAGGUUAAGAAAAAGGUUACAUAUGUUGUCGCCAAAAAACAUACGACAGCUAAAAGAAUGAAGCGACCCACUGGUGUUAAAGGACAUUAUAAGGUGGUCGACCCGAGAAUGAAAAAAGAUCUCCGCGCUCAAAAGGCUAAGGAAAAAACAAAGGGCCGCGGGAAGAAAGGAAAUAUCAACAAAAAUAAAACUAAGAGUAGACCAGCUAAAAAGAAAGGAAAGAAAACAAAAUAGUGUAAAUUACAUAUGAAUAAUGUAAGGACUAU
Molecule: messenger RNA, 2668 nt
Organism: Pieris rapae (cabbage white)
Lineage: Eukaryota; Metazoa; Arthropoda; Insecta; Lepidoptera; Pieridae
Product: pre-rRNA 2'-O-ribose RNA methyltransferase FTSJ3
Exons: 10
Coding region: 93-2636 (847 amino acids)
Biological process (GO): maturation of LSU-rRNA from tricistronic rRNA transcript (SSU-rRNA, 5.8S rRNA, LSU-rRNA); rRNA methylation; maturation of 5.8S rRNA from tricistronic rRNA transcript (SSU-rRNA, 5.8S rRNA, LSU-rRNA)
Cellular component (GO): preribosome, large subunit precursor; nucleus; nucleolus
Molecular function (GO): rRNA (uridine-2'-O-ribose)-methyltransferase activity; rRNA (guanine) methyltransferase activity
Source: RefSeq, a predicted model, not a curated record